AUGGAAACCCUCAAGGCCGUCUUCUUUGGGCCCGACCCACAAGCCCAGAUGAGGAAGUGCAACGCCUUAAUACGCUCCAAUACUCGCCAGCUAGACCGCGAUUUAGCUCGCCUCAAAGUCAGUGACAGCCAGACUCGCCAACACAUCGUCAACGCCUCCAAGCGUGCCCAGCGAAACCCAUCCCAGGCGAAACAAGCAACCACUGACACCAAGGUUUUCGCGCGGGAGCUUGUACGGAUCCGAAAGCAGACGGCUCGCCUUCACACCAGCCGCGCUCAACUACAAAGCGUGGGUAUGCAAGUCAAUGAAGCUUUCUCGGCGCGCAAGAUUCAAGGGAGUCUUCAGAAGUCAACUGGGAUUAUGAAAGAUGUCAAUACUCUAGUGCGGUUGCCUCAGCUUUCGUCCACCAUGCACCAGCUUUCUUCAGAAUUAGUCAGGGCGGGUAUCAUCGAAGAGAUGGUUGAUGAUGCAAUCACAGACCCAUCCGUCUUUGAAGACGAGGAAGAAGAAGCAGACUCUGAAAUUGAGAAGAUACUGCAGGAAGUCUUGCAGGGCAAGCUCUCCCAGGCGCAACCCGUGAAUGCCCAACCGGUGCACAAGAUUUCAGAGCCCGAAUCUCCGCAAGCCGAGGAGGAGUUCGACGACCAAGAAGCAACGCUCGAGCAGAUGCGCGGGCGGUUGGAGGCCCUCAAGAGCUAG
Penicillium brevicompactum is the source of this 699-nucleotide messenger RNA. RefSeq names its product ESCRT-III subunit protein VPS24. Gene Ontology annotation, biological process: late endosome to vacuole transport; protein transport; endosome transport via multivesicular body sorting pathway. Gene Ontology annotation, cellular component: ESCRT III complex; multivesicular body. The coding region runs from base 1 to 699 and encodes 232 amino acids. The record is from RefSeq and is a predicted model, not a curated record. NCBI's taxonomy places the organism in Eukaryota, Fungi, Ascomycota, Eurotiomycetes, Eurotiales, Aspergillaceae. The transcript has 2 exons.